UUGAACAACUUUUGCAGUUUUUAGGAAAAACAGUAUACUGUUUUUGUCCUCAGUGACCCUGUCUGUUGCAGUCCCUUGUUUCUCCAUCGCCUUUCCCCGCCUCCUCCACCCCUGCACUUAUUCUCACCACACCCCAUCUUUUCCUUGGCUGAUACUGGCUGGCUGGCCCUAUUAUCAAUUCCUUCUGUCAGCAUGCCUGUGAAAAAAUAGCUUACGUCACAGUCAUUACUGGCUCUAUAAAAGCCGGAGUAAUGCAGAUUCACUGUGCAGACAACCCAGCUACAUUCCUGGACACAGAGCAGCCCCUCUCUGAAGCUAUGACUUCCAUCGGCUUUGACCCUUACUUCCCCUCUACUUACAAGAGGAAAGUGGUGGUGCGCAAUGCAGGAUAUGGAGCUGGUGGAGGAAUUGGAUCCAGGUCUGCCUACUCUAGCCACUCUGCCCCAAUUGCUUCCUAUCCAUCAUCACGCAAAGGCUAUCCAGCAUACUCCAGAGGGAGCUCCAUCUACUCCUCUGUGCUUUCUGCUCCAGUGUCUGCAGCUGCCACGGACCUACACCUUGAGCAAGCAGUCCAAGUCAGCUCCGAGUUCAAAACAUUAAGGACCCAGGAGAAGGCUGAGCUGCAGGGCCUGAAUGACCGCUUUGCAAGUUUCAUCGAGCGUGUCCAUGAACUGGAGCAGCAGAACAAGUUGCUGGAGACUGAACUUCUGCUGCUCAGGCAGAGGCAGACGGAGCCAUCCAAUCUUCGGGCCCAGUAUGAGCAUGAGAUCCGCCAGCUCCAUGCUGCUGUAGAGGAAGCUCGCCAUGAGAAGCAAGCCGCCCAGGAUCGCAGGGAUGGGAUGGAAGAUGUACUGAGCAAUCUGCAAAAAUGCUUUGAGGAUGAAGUGCUCUGCAGAGCAGAAGCCGAUGGCAGGCUCAUCGAUGCUAGGAAGGGAGCAGAUGAUGCUACACUCAGCCAAGCUGAGCUUGAGAAAAGAGUUGAUACCCUGCUGGAUGAGCUGACCUUCCUGAAGCGCCUCUGUGAGAGUGAGAUUGCAGAGCUGCAGUCCCAAAUACAGUACAGCACUGAGGUGUCGGUGGAGAUGGAGGUUGUCAAACCUGACCUAUCUGCUGCUCUCCGUGACAUCCGAGUGCAGUAUGAAAAGCUGGCACAGCACAACCUUCAGUCCGCUGAAGAAUGGUUCUGCAACAAGAUGAAUGUGAUGACAGUAGGCACUGCUCGCAACACUGAGAGUGUGAAGAAUGCCAAAGAUGAGUCUGGAGAAUACCGUCGGCUCCUCAAAGCCAGGAUGCUGGAGAUUGACGCCUGCCGUGGCAUGAACCAAGCUCUGGAGAACCAACUGCAGGAAGUGGAGGAAAAACAGAGUGCUGAGAUCUCUGCACUGCAGGAUGCAAUAAGUCAACUGGAGGAUGAGUUGAGGGCAAACAAGAAUGACAUGGCUCGCUACUUGAAAGAUUAUCAGGACCUCUUGAAUGUGAAGAUGGCCUUGGAUAUUGAAAUUGCAGCCUACAGGAAGCUCCUUGAAGGAGAAGAGAACCGUUUAAAUGUGGCAAGCCCAGGCUCUGUUUACUCCCAAGCUAUGUAUGCCGCUCCAGCUUAUGGAAGAACACAGAUGUCUAUGCGUUCUCAGCUGAGUUCUGCAUCUCCAUACCUCCUGAGCUCCCGCUUGUAUUCUUCAUCACUUUUCACAGAGGAGACAAUAUCUGCAAGCCAAGCCCAGCAAGCGGAGGCCAGCCCUUCUCAAGAAGAGGAGGAAGAAGAGGGGGAGGAGCAGGUGAAAGAGGAAGAGAAAGAGAAGGAGGAAGAGGAGCAGGGAGAAGAGGAGGAAAAUGAGGCAGAGGAAGAGCAGGGAGAAGAAAAGGAGGCGGAAAAACAAGACGAGGAGGAGGAAGAAGCAGAUGAACACGAGGGUGACGCAGAGGAUGAAGCAAAAAAACACGAUGAGCAAGGAGGAGAGGAGAGCCCACCUCAAGAAGAGGAUGAUGCUGAGCAGAAAGAGGAAGAGGGUGAAGAAGAGGGUGAUAAGGUAGAGGAGGGUGAAACUGAAAAAGAAGAGGUGGUGGAAGCCAAAGAGAAAACAACUAUUAAAAAUGUUUAAAUUGACAUGCUUUAAAAAAAAUAACACCUGCUAUAGCCUGUAGCUAUAAGUUCUCCGGUGCUCCCUAUACAGAGAUGCUUGUUCUGUUCAAACCAAAGGAGAAUCUCUUGAGUAAUGUAAAUGAACCUAGCCUGUGUAUGAUCAAUUUGAGUAACACAUAGCAUGUAAGCAGACAUGCACAUUAGCAAAGAACUUAAACGCUAAUAGAUUUAUUGAGGAAGACCGUGUGUGUGUGUGUGUACUGGAAAUUCUGCUUUGUAGAGAUUUGUUUGCUAACACCUGUGUGCUUUACUACCACCAAAACAUGCCUGUACAAGUGUGUGCAAUAUCCAGUUUGAAAUGCCUUACUUCAAGUCCACUGUUUGCUUUAAGUUCAUGAUGUGCUGCCUUGAACCCAAUAAAGCCUUGAAGCCUUGUCAACCUAUAGAGCCGGAGCCAGGCUUUUCAUUGGCAUGUACAAACAGGAACAUUUGCAAUUAAGUAAGUAAAAUUUAGGACAAAUAAAGACAGUAGCAGAAAAUGA
Messenger RNA from Scophthalmus maximus (turbot), 2622 nucleotides. It is a transcript of the gene neflb, whose product is annotated as neurofilament light chain b. The transcript is spliced from 4 exons. The record is from RefSeq and is a predicted model, not a curated record. Gene Ontology annotation, biological process: neurofilament bundle assembly. Gene Ontology annotation, cellular component: postsynaptic intermediate filament cytoskeleton; axon; intermediate filament. NCBI's taxonomy places the organism in Eukaryota, Metazoa, Chordata, Actinopteri, Pleuronectiformes, Scophthalmidae. Bases 252 to 2099 code for a protein of 615 amino acids. Gene Ontology annotation, molecular function: structural constituent of postsynaptic intermediate filament cytoskeleton.